This is a messenger RNA of Cyclocybe aegerita, 2901 nucleotides long. Lineage: Eukaryota; Fungi; Basidiomycota; Agaricomycetes; Agaricales; Hemipholiotaceae. The record is from the annotation of a GenBank genome assembly.
AUGCAUCCUCCCCCUUUACUCAACAACCCUUCUGAUUUCCUCGACAACUAUGAGGAAUUCACAGACCAGAUCAAAUUCAUCCUCUCAGUGCAUGCCACACGCCUCAGGAAGGUCGCUCUCCCACUCGAUCUCGACACAUCAAAGCUCGAGGAAUAUUUUGAGACCUCAAAUUUUGCAUUUCCCGAUCUGAAGAGCGUGGAAUUCUUCGAACCCACAUCCUACGACCUACUUUCCCUGCGACAAGAGUGGUUUGAAGAAGUAAUCAUCACCCGAUUCGAGAACGCCAUCAUCAAGGGGCUCGAAUUCCUCCUCGAGGGCUCGCCGCGGCUCGGUCACGCUUGGAGUAUAUCGCAAUGCCGCAGACUCCCAGCGGCCAAGCAACGAGAUGUAAUCCGAAUAAAUGACCUCCUCGUAACCGUGCUUUUAUCCUCUGGAACGCGAUGGUCCAAGGAAAGCACAGAACCUGUUGACCAGCCGAUAUCUAUAUCCCUUUCCAUCUUCUACGACAUCUCGCAGGCUGCUCAGACUGACGACCUAUCCCAUUCUCUUAACUAUGCCGAGGUCGCAAAGGCAAUUCGGGGGGCAACAACCUCGAAAACUUUCAGAAACAUUCAAGAUAUCUCAAGACGCGUAUCAGACAUUGUUUUCCAGCUUCUGACUUCGCGGGGGGCGUCGGAGAUUCACGUUCGCAUCGUGCAACUGAAGGGUGCUCUCCAUUGCAAAUCCAUUGCAGUCGAACAUCUCGCGAGCCUAAGCGAAGACGGCAAUUGGAGACCCAAGAACAUCGCACAUCACAUCGAAGGCCUUACCUUUCCCGUCAUCGUCGGAGUGAAUGCUGCUGAACGCUUGGAGAAGCAAGAUCUUGUGGUCAAUAUGUCGAUUGCCACCGGGACGCAGGGGUUGUCUCCGGAUGAUUGGAUAGAAAUGCGAUCUGUCACUAGCCAGGUAUACGAGGCAAUUUCAAGCACAAGUUUUCUCACCUUGGAAGCUCUAACGUCGUUCAUCGCGUCAAGGAUAUUGUCAAUGAUGCUCUCUUAUCAGACUUCGCCUGUCAUCUCUGUUCGUGCAGCCAAACCGUCAGCUUUGGUCUUCGCCGAAUCUGCCGAGGUUCAAAUUGUUCGCACAUUCGACGACUAUCCAGAGCUAUCUAACCAGGAUCACGAUAAGAAGACAAACUUGUCUUCAUCUAAGACGUCCCAAAGCCCUCGACAUGCUGUUGCAAUAGCUCUUGGAUCGAACCUUGGUGAUUCAUUCCGUAAUAUCGAGUUCGCUCUUCGUCUUCUCGAGUCACCUCACGAUAUCUUGGUUGAUGACGAUGGAUUCAUCGGUGCUGAAAUCGACAUAAUCGACACUUCUUUCUUGUACGAGACGGCACCCAUGUAUGUGACAGAUCAACCGUCCUUUAUCAAUUGUGCCUGCAUGGUCGAGACCAGUAUCCCGCCGAGAACGUUGCUGGCAUUGUUGAAAGCAAUAGAAUCCAAAGUCGGCCGUGUACCAUCCACCCGCAAUGGUCCUCGGGCAGUUGAUCUAGAUAUCAUCUUCUACGAUUCAGAAGUCAUCGACACUAGAAGCGUCAAGGAAAACCUCGAUAAUCUAGAUGGAGAACUCGUUGUGCCACAUCCUCGUGUUCAGGAACGAGAGUUCGUCCUGAGACCUCUCAAUGAUAUGAUCGCGGAUUAUGUACACCCGGUGCUCAAGAAAUCUGUCCAAACCUUGUUCAACGAAAUUUACGAUCCAAUAGCACCUCCAAUGAACAAAAUUAUUCCCUUUCCUCGAACUCCCAUUUUCUCUGCCCCUCCAACAUCAUCGAUCGAUCCUGUUCCGGACACUCUUACGCAUUGGUUGUUCCCUUCAGCAAACACACCAAGCUCGAUAGGUCGCAAGGCCAGCCCCGGCAAAAUACACAUGAUGGCCACACUCAACGUCACCCCUGACUCGUUUUCUGAUGGUUCCACGCACAAUGUCCUACCCGCUGCGCUGGCCUACGUGAAGUCCUCGAUAGCUGCGGGUGCCACGAUCAUCGACAUCGGCGGGUACUCGACACGCCCUGGAGCAGCAUUUGUUCCUGUAGACGAAGAGAUCGCUCGUGUUGUACCUGCUAUAGAGGCCAUCCGCGACCGAAAAGUUCUCUCAGAGUCCACCACGCAAGAAGGCAGGACAGAGGAGGAGCUUCUUCGGCGUGUAGUGGACACUCCGAUCAGCGUGGAUACGUUCCGCUGGGAGGUAGCGGAGGCUGCUAUCAAAGCAGGUGCAAACUGCAUUAACGACGUGUGCGCCUUCUCUGGGCCCGACUCGUGGCCGCCUGCCCCCGCUGGAAUACCCGAGGGUGAUCGAGCGGCCGAGUACAUGACCAAGCUAAAAGCCAUCACAAGGAAGCACGCCGUCCCCGUCGUCUUGAUGCACUCGAGAGGUGACGCAGGGAAGAACAAGGACUACAGCUCAUAUGAUUAUGCGAUUGGAGGCUCGGUUCUUGAAGGGGUGCGUAUCGAGCUUGGUGCAAAGGUGGAUAGGAUCGUCAAAGGCAAGGGCGGGGUAAGGAGGUGGUUUGUCAUUGUCGAUCCGGGCAUUGGCUUUAGCAAAACGCUGGAGGGCAACUUGGAAGUGCUUAGGUCCGCGAAGGAUAUCGUUGCGAACCGCCUUAUUGGUGAUGUCAUCCGAGCUCCGUUGUACCGAAAUCCUCUACGAGGAUACCCUCAACUCAUAGGGGCAUCGAGAAAGACGUUUCUCGGAGUAAUCCUUGCUCAAGGUCCGGAUGGACGAGAAACAAAACCCAAGGAACGUACAUGGGCGACUGCAGCUGCCGUCACCUGUGCUGUUCAGCAAGAUGCCUUGGUCGUGCGGGUACAUGACGUCAAGGCGAUGGCAGACGUCGUUCGGGUUGCCCAUGCUUUGUGGUCAUAA